Aedes albopictus (Asian tiger mosquito) is the source of this 2492-nucleotide messenger RNA. RefSeq lists its product as uncharacterized. The transcript is spliced from 2 exons. The record is from RefSeq and is a predicted model, not a curated record. NCBI's taxonomy places the organism in Eukaryota, Metazoa, Arthropoda, Insecta, Diptera, Culicidae. Bases 593 to 2080 code for a protein of 495 amino acids.
CGCAAAAAUCAUGAUAGUCGAUCAUGACAAUGAUCGAUGCUAAAUGUUUAGGAGAUAGAACUGUCAAAGCAAAAGUGUAGUGAAGACAGGGCACAUGAAGUGUAAUUUGAAGAGUUAUUCUUGAAUUAUUGAAAUUAUUACUCUAAAAUAUUAAUCUACUUACAGCUAAAAGUUAAAAUGCUUAAGAAUAGAUUCAUGCUAUAUUAACCUAGUUUAUCACAGAUGAAACUACAAUGAAUGCACAAAGAUGUUACGGCUGAAAUUGUUAAUUAUUAUCCUAAAAUAAGCGUAAGACCGAAUAAUGUGAGUGUAUUGUAAAACUAUAAGAUAUCAUUGAACUAAACAUGCAAAUAUAUUUCAGCUUUUAGCUGUUUCGCACCUGCAUAUCAGAGUUUGCGAUCUGCUUCGAAGAAUUCGGCUGUGAGCCUCAUGUAACCCCCUCCGGACCCCCUUUUCACCGUAACAUACUAAAAGAUUAUUCGAAGCGAUAGAAUCGCCAAAUGAAACCCGGUCGGAAAGCUGCGAAAACCUCUCGCGCACCGAUACGAGGUACAAUACGUCGUGGAUACGACAGCCUUCCUCAUCAGAGAAUAUGUCAACAUGCAGCAGCUUUGCCCGCAUUGCCCUUCGAUUAAGUCAGAUCGAUGAAGAGCGCGCAAUCCAGCAGCGCGAAUGGGCAUUGCAGAAAAGGGCAUUCGAACUAGAGAAGCUGGAACUGCAAAUGAAAUAUAGCCUGCUGCAACAACGGUUGUCAAAACGCAGAAAUCCGUCCAGUCAUGACAAGUCCGCAGCUAAGAGACAGCAAAUUGCUGUAAGCUGUGAAACCGAGCAUUCUUCCGAAGGUAAACCUUCUCCCGACGGGUCAGCUGAUAUUAACUCAUUUGAAGAGCACAAUUUGUUGGUCAAUUCAACCGAUCGCUCGCGACCCUCUCGACUGUAUGGCACUCAGCAGCAGAUUAACGGCGCGUUUGCCUAUACUAUGCCUAUACCAAACCCAGAAGAUGUUAUUGUGGGCAAACCUAUUGGAUUGAAUGAAGAUUGCCCUAUGCUCUCCGAUCCUGCAACAAUUAAGGAGAAAAAUGAGAUAUUCUCCUCUCAGCCGAGUCCGAACCAACUUCUGGCGACAAAAUUAAGGUCAGUCCGAGUGAGAUCAAUUUCACUUGUGUCUUCUCAUGUUGAAUGCUCACUGUCACGUCAUGAGCACACGCUUGCUCAGCAUUUGCCUCACAUCAGUUCAAUAAGCCCUCCAUCGUCUGUACCGCUGGAUAUGCCUGACCCUGCCCCUCCUCCUGCGCAGCCACACUUGUUUGUGAUGAAGCUUCGGUCAUCGGAUUGUUUACUUCUGAAUUUACAAAUAAUGGGGAGUGCAUUCGUCAACAAUACUAUAGCGCGUGUGUACUCCACCAUCGACAACAUCGGAGAGCAACGACAAUGUUUUGGAGAAGCCAAGCAACUUUCCAUACUGGACGUUGGGAACUGCGAAACGAUCAUUAUCGACAGGAACAGCGGCCAGAAACUAGUCAACGGUAACCUAGUAAUUGUGAGUAAACCGUUCUGCUUAUCAAGCACUUGUCUGGUUCGGGAGCAGACAGAUCGAUUUCCGAAAUUUGCUAGGACAACGUGGAUGAACAACAAAAGGUAUUCCUGGAAAGUGAGUUGGGAAGUGUUGGACACUACAACGCUGUGCGCAGCUGAAGUUGUCAAUGAAGGUUCAGCCGCGUCGUCGAAUAUGAGGAAAAAGGAAUCAAUGAAUGCCUGUACAAAUGCCUUCAGUAUGUACAUGUACUCUAGCAGAGUCUUCCCGGAAACGAGUAACAAGUGCGAACUCCACUUCUAUGCUGGUGUGUGGUACAUUGAAUCAAGUAUGAAAGUUACUUCUCGCACGAAGCAACAAGGGUACACUAAGGUCUUUUUUUACACGGUUUUUUUUUACACGGUUUUUUUUUACACGGCUUUUUUUACACGGUUUCGCGAAUUAACACGGUUUUUUUUUACACGGAUUCGCGAAUUAACACGGUUUUUUCAACUUUCUCGCGCUAAGUGUCUAGAAAGGAACUUCUACUAUAAGGAAGAAAUGUGAUUUAUGGGAAAGGGUUACAAGGGAGUUGAAAAGUGGUAUGAGGUGAAGGCGGAUGAUGAUGUAAGAGGUCUGCAGGAAAGGGAUGUGUGGGGGGUCUUUUUCUUGAAGGAGGGGGGGGGGUUAAUAUAUGGGGGGUUAGGAGGGGUUAAAUGGGGGGUUUCCUAAAGGUGAUUUUUGUAGUAUGGUUCAGCGUCCUACAGGUCCAUGGAGCAUAGUUCUGAAGAGAAGUAAUUUUAUUCAAGGAUAUUUUAGGGCAUCCAAGAACUUCCGCGAAUAAAGGCCUUAAGAUCUAUAAGCGUAAUGGAUGGGUUGUAGUCACAUUACUGAUACGGUGCAACAUCCUAAAGGUCCUCAGAGCAAAGUUCUGUAGAGACGUAGUUUUCAAAGAUAUUCUAGGACCUCCUAGAACUUC